GCCUAGCUACAGGUUACAAUAUAGAACGAACACAUUUAUAACUCGAAACUCAUUCUGCAGUUCGACGUGCAAAGAAGUACAUACGCUAUUAAGAGCUGUUCUGAAGUCUAGUUUACACCAUGGUUCUUCGUUGGGGAAUAUGUGGUGCCGGACACAUUUCUAAUGAUUUUGUCUCUGCGCUCUUGGCACCACCAAGUAAUGUCCAUGAGGUUGUUUGCAUUGGAAGCAGGUCACUGGACAGAGCAAAAAGUUUCGCAGACAAGUUUGGAAUAAACGCAGCUUAUGGAUCGUAUGAGGAUGUUGGCAAUAAUCCAGAUGUUGACAUUGUGUAUAUUGGUGUGAUACACAUUUGCCAUGUGGCACUGUCCAAGCAGAUGCUUAGAGCAGGAAAGAACGUACUGUGUGAGAGACCAAUGGCUGCUAACCUGGCUCAGGUGCUAGAGGUACAGCAGGUCGCCAGAGAAUGCAAAAAGUUUUUCAUGGAGGGACUUUGGAGUCCAUGUUUUCCAGUUUAUCGUAAGAUCAAAGAAGAGGUGCGAGCUGGAAACUUGGGAGAAAUAUUGUGUGUGCAGGCUCAAUUCUGUAUUCCAAUUAUCGGAUUCGAACGCAUCGCAAAUCCUGAUUUGGGUGGAGGAGGGUUGCAUGAAAUUGGACUUGACACCAUACAAUUGUCUAACAUGAUUUUCAACAAUGAAAAACCAGAAAAAAUCACAGCCGAUUCCAAGAUGUCUGAUCGGGGAGUUGAUGAAGAUGGGUGUAUUAUAUUAACAUAUAAGAAUGGCGGAAGGGCUGUGUUGUUUUAUAGCACAUUGAUUGACGGGGGAAAGAAUAACGCCACAAUACACGGCACAAAAGGGAAAAUAGAGAUUGGUGAGAAUUUCUGGUGCCCAAUGGAAGCCACUCUGCCAUCUGGAAAAGUUAGCAAUGAAAUACCCUGUGGUCCAGUGCCAAAUAAUUUUCCAAAUACAGGAGGCCUGCGCUUUGAGGCUGAUUGUGUCAAAGAAUGUCUAGAAAAUGGGAGACUUGAAUGCAGUGAAAUUUCUUUUGCCGACAGUCAGGCUCUUUACUGUGUUAUUGACGAAGUUAUGAAGAAAAUUGGAAUGAAUGUAAAAUGGUGAUGGUGUUCAUGUUUCAAAAAUGGUGAGAUUCUGAGAUUUGGCUGUUAUCAUCUGUUCGCUCUCAUAUUCAAACUAAUGACCAUAUAUUGAUGACGUGAAGCAUAUUGACUUAUUUUAUGUAAGAAUGAGAAGGAUGCUAAAUAAAAUCGUUUCAAAGAAUGUAUAAAUGCCUAACAUGUAAUACAUAUGUAAUAUGUAUCGUAUAUUUGAUUUAUUCGUAAUUUUCACAUACUAUCAUAACUUUAUUUUAUAUGUUUUGUGGGCAGAUUUUGAACUAUAAAAUUGGA
Saccostrea echinata is the source of this 1405-nucleotide messenger RNA. Its product is annotated as trans-1,2-dihydrobenzene-1,2-diol dehydrogenase-like. Lineage: Eukaryota; Metazoa; Mollusca; Bivalvia; Ostreida; Ostreidae. The record is from RefSeq and is a predicted model, not a curated record. Bases 120 to 1118 code for a protein of 332 amino acids. Gene Ontology annotation, molecular function: nucleotide binding. The transcript is spliced from 8 exons.